AAAGCUCCUCCUGCAUCAACUACAUCCAGUUCAUAGUUCGCAUUCCUUAAGGGCACUGCAGAAGGGUUUCCCAUGAAGUCUUCUUCCUGUAGGGGCCCCAGGUGAGCGCUUUCAGCGUUGAAUCGUACAGCCGGGCUUCCUGGCCGCCAGGGGAACGUCGUGUUAAAAGUUAAAGAGACAACUACAGAAACAAUGCAUGCCCAAAUAAAGUACUUUGUGCGCCUGAAGCCAUGCGCUCCUGCUCACAGCAAGAUGACACUGGAGAGGGGUUUGUGGUCCAACUGUGCAGCAAGACCACAACCUCAACUGCAUGGACGCUUUAGCGCAGCAGGGUCGCACGCAGCUGCGAGAGAAAACGCUUUUUUCGGAUCCCAGAGCUGCAGAAACUACGCGUCCGACUGCGCGUACGGCCGAGCUUUCGCUUCGGCGAGGGACCACCCCGAAGCGUUCUGGGGUGAGAUGGGACAGAAUAUACAAUGGUUUGAGCCGUGGAGCAGAACUCUGCGUGUUGAGGACCCGGUGUUUCCGAACUGGUUUGUUGGGGGGAAGUUAAACAUGUGCUUCAACGCCGUGGAUCAUCAUGUUGAAAGCGGCCGUGGAGAGCAGCCAGCCAUCAUUUAUGACAGCCCGGUAACUGGAACCAAAAGGAUCAUCACCUUCAGGGAGCUUCAGGACCAGGUGGCCAGGCUAGCAGGAGUCCUCGUGAAGAAUGGCGUGCAGAAGGGCGAUCUUGUGGUCAUCUACAUGCCCAUGGUGCCCCAGGCCAUGUUCACCAUGCUGGCCUGUGCACGGAUUGGUGCCCCUCACAGCCUCAUCUUUGGUGGCUUCGCUUCCAAGGAGCUGUCAGUCCGCAUUGAUCAUGCCAAACCCAAGCUGCUGGUGACCGCCUCGUUUGGCAUCGAGCCGGGCAGAAGAGUUGAAUACAUCCCUCUGGUGAAGAAGGCCUUGGAGAUGAGCUCUCACAGACCCUCCAAAGUCCUCAUCUACAGCAGGCCCAACAUGGAGAAAGUUUCACUCGAUCCAGAGCUGAAUCUGGACUGGGACCAAGAAAUGGCCUCUGCUCAUCCACAUGAUUGUGUUCCUCUGCCCUCCAACCAUCCUCUGUAUGUUCUCUAUACUUCUGGGACCACAGGAACACCAAAGGGCAUUGUGAGAGACACCGCAGGCUACGCUGUUAUGCUAAAAUGGACCAUGUCAAAUAUUUAUGGACUAACUCCUGGAGAUGUUUGGUGGGCUGCGUCUGAUCUGGGCUGGGUGGUCGGCCAUUCCUACAUCUGCUAUGCGCCUUUACUCCACGGGAACAGCACCAUUCUCUACGAGGGGAAACCAGUCGGGACUCCGGAUCCCGGGGCGUUCUUCCGGGUCGUGUCUGAACACGGAGCUUCCUCCAUGUUUACGGCACCCACUGCAAUCCGGGCCAUUCGGCAGCAGGACCCCAACGCUGCAGUUGGGAGAAAAUACCCUUUGACCAGGUUGCGGACGUUAUUCUUAGCAGGAGAGAGAUGUGACGUUGAGACACUGGAGUGGGCAAAGAAGAGCUUUGGGGUUCCAGUUCUGGAUCACUGGUGGCAGACAGAAACCGGUUCAGCCAUCACUUCCUCUUGCAUCGGUCUGGGUAACUCACUGGCGCCACCUGCAGGCCAGGCUGGAAAACCAGUCCCAGGUUACAAUGUAACUGUGAUCGAUGAUGACAUGCAAGAAGUGAAGCCAAAGACUCUGGGAAAUAUUGUGGUCAGACUGCCUUUGCCACCUGGAGCUGCGCUGUCCCUGUGGCAAAACAAGGAUCUGUUCAAGGAACUCUACUUCUCCAAGUUCCCAGGAUACUAUGACACAAUGGAUGCUGGCUUUUUGGACGAGGAAGGCUUUCUUUACAUCAUGUCCCGGUCUGAUGAUGUCAUCAAUGUGGCAGGUCACAGGCUGUCUGCUGGAGCAUUGGAGGAGUCGGUGCUGCUGCACUCCGCGGUGGCUGACUGCGCUGUGGUGGGUCUUGAGGACGCUCUGAAAGGCCACGUUCCUCUGGCGCUCUGCGUGCUCAAACAAGGUGUGCAGAAGACGGAGGAGGAAAUCACAAAGGAGGUUGUGAAGAUGGUGAGAGACAACAUCGGGCCUGUGGCCGCCUUUAGGAAUGUGCUCUUAGUCCACGGCUUACCCAAGACGCGUUCUGGAAAAAUCCCCCGCUCUUCUUUGGCCAACCUGGUCAACGGCAAACCCUACAAGAUUACGCCAACCAUUGAGGACCCAGAAGUGUUUAAAGACAUUGAGAGGCAAGUAAAUGAGGUUCUGAGACGACAAGCAGCUUGAACACGUCGAAUGGCAACGAAAUCUAAGGCAUGAAAAUCUGGACGACCGCGUCACUCCGUUUACACCAACCGAUAUGCCUUAAAACACUAAAAUCCGAGCCUUUAGGCUUUCAACUGUUUUUUUUUUUAAUAUAUAUAUAUAAUUCUCAAAGUGUUCCUCCUGCUUAUCCCCCAGAGGCUGAUUAGAGGCAGCUCUUAGUUGUAAUUCAGUAAAAUCUCAUGGGUACAGCAACUAGAUCACAGCAAACCUCACUGAAAUUGAUUGGCUGAGCAACAUUUUAGAGUUUAGGUUUAAAUUGAAACAUUUAUUUCUGACAAUAGAAACAAGGAACUUCUGAACAAUUCAGGAUCAACGUUUCUUUGCUAUUAUUUUGCAACGGCUUGGUCGGAAUUGAAUUCAUAUCAUCGAACAAAUAACCAUAGUGUUGUUUUUCUUAAACGGUUGACAGAGGUUACAAGCAAGCUGUACUGCAAAGAGAGAUUAGCUGCUGAAAUUCAGUUUACCAUAAAAUGAAGGUGGAUCUGUUUGGGGCAGAGUUUUAGUUUUAAUCUGUAAGGAACUGUUCAGUAAUCUUUUUCUUGAAUACAAAAGAUUGGGACUGCAUUUUUCUGUCAGGCAUUUU
Molecule: messenger RNA, 2923 nt
Organism: Fundulus heteroclitus (mummichog)
Lineage: Eukaryota; Metazoa; Chordata; Actinopteri; Cyprinodontiformes; Fundulidae
Gene: acss3
Product: acyl-CoA synthetase short chain family member 3
Exons: 16
Coding region: 193-2301 (702 amino acids)
Source: RefSeq, a predicted model, not a curated record